Molecule: messenger RNA, 9005 nt
Organism: Mercenaria mercenaria
Lineage: Eukaryota; Metazoa; Mollusca; Bivalvia; Venerida; Veneridae
Exons: 10
Coding region: 816-5048 (1410 amino acids)
Biological process (GO): signal transduction
Molecular function (GO): protein binding
Source: RefSeq, a predicted model, not a curated record
UGCAGUGUUUAGCUAUUUACCGCACGUACUUUGCAGUAUAUACAACUUACAUAUCAACAACGGUUAAAUCAAUACUGUCAAACCUUUUAGUAGCCUAUCGAACAGUGGAUUAUGCAUAAAUUUGGACCUUUGCCGUGUCUUCAUUAUUUCACCGUAGGAAUCUUAUUAUUUUUUAAGUGUGUUCUAUUAUAACAUUGGUGUACUUUAUGCGAACGAGCAUGUGCUAUUACAUAUUCUUCCGAAAAACAUACAAAAUUCGCGAAGGUUAUUUAACCAUAUGUAGAUUGAAGUAAUUCCCUCACGGAUUUACUGUGAUUAUUCCAUAUAUAGCUGUUCUAAAGGGGGCAGUAGUCUUCGCCGUAGUCCAGCUACAUUCUCACACCUAGUCAGUAACUAGCAUUGUAAAGGAUUUUGGUAAUUUAAAAGACAAAUGUCACUAGAAUCAUCCUGUUACACCAUAUUACGUGACACCGAUUGUGCGGUAAUGUAACGUCUAAUUGUGGUAAUUAGAUCUGUGGAAUCCGAUCUAUUUUUGUUUCGAAUCUAUAAAUUAUUACGGAACUGUUAUCAUAUCAUUUUCACCAGCGAUUACCAAGUGACACAUAACAUUUACGCAGCUGUCAUUUGAAGAAACUCAUACAAAAAUUAAAAGGUGGUAUCGGUUACGUACAUACGACGUUUUCGGAAGCUAACUACCUUACGGAAAAUUGAAUGAAUAAACCCGAAAUAAACAACGCAUAUGUCGAAUACACUCUUUGUUUAAAGCAACAAGCAGAACACAAAAGGAAUUAUUGUCUAAUGUAGCCGGUCUAAAUAUGGAUGAAUGUGAAAAUGAAAGUUUACACUCUGACGAAAGUAUAGAAGACAGUAUAAAUGAGAAUUCAGAUGAAAUAUCUAUUUAUUCUAAUGCAUUUAGCAAUGAUGAGACCACCUCUGGAGAUAGUGAUAACGACCCUGAAAAAGAUCAAUUGAAAGCUCGCCAAAUAAAGAUAACACAUCAAAAAUCCGAGUUUGAUGUCGCAGAACCUCAAUGUUCUCAACCUGACGAUGACAGUUAUUUAUUAGACGAUUCCGACACAGGUGAAAUAUACCCCAACAAUGACAGGGAAUACCUUGUAGAAAACACAGCAGCUUUUGACACGAAUAGUGAAAGAGCCAGGGAUACUCAUGAAUCCAUUAUUCAUUCAAAUCAAGAUGAAGAAAUUCUUUUGACAAAAGCGAACGACAUUCAAAGCAGUGAAAGAAAAAGCGCCGCAUUUGAAAUCAGGCCAUAUGUGGGGAAAGUUUCAGACAGAAAAAGUCUACUUUGCUUCAUUGCUGUCAUCGACUUUGGCAAAACGUACACUUAUUUGUCGUUUAUCCCUACUGUAAAACUUAAGGAACAUUUGAGUGAAACAAAUGUUUAUGCCAGACAAUGGAGCAGUGAUUCAGGUGCAAUGUGGACAAAAGCUCCAACGUGUGUUUUGAUUGAACCAGACGGUAAGACGUUUAACAGUUUUGGCUUUGAGGCAGAAAGCAUCUUUUCAAAACUACCGGUAGAUGAACGGGACUCGUGGUAUUUUUUCAGAUGUAUCACACACGUUUUGUUUGAGAAUAAGGUCAUAGAUGAUAAUGCCGUGUUAGAAGACGAAAGUGGUAAAAUACUAUCGACAAAAAGUGUAUUCUCAAUGGCCAUAAGGUACCUAAAAGAUGAUCUUAUCAAAAUGGCUAGAGAGCGUUGCAAUGAAUUUGGAUUUAUUGAAAAUGACGUUUGCUGGGUACUCACACUUCCUGCUAUUUGGUAUGAAGUCAUAAGCCAAUUUGUGAAAGAAGCAGCUCUAGAGGCUGGUAUAUCACCGACACGGCUGACUACAGUUUCAGAGUCUGAUGCUGCAAGCUUUUAUUUCUGUCAGUAUGAACAAAGCAAGAACAGAGAUCUGCUGUUAGAGAAAACGGUGUUGGUUUUAAAUACAAGAAGAGAUACUUCUGACAUAAGCAUUUACAGAAUAAAAGAUGGUGAAGCAACAGAAUUAUAUGUUUCAAGCAAUGAAGAAUGUGGAAGUACGCGAGUUGAAGAGUCAUUCCUUAAUGUCCUCUCCAGUAUUGUUGGGUACACUGUGAUGGAUAGGUUCAAAGAGCAGUAUAUAACAGAGUACCGAGAUCUAUUGCUUGCACUUGAGAAAAAGAAAAGCGCUUUUUACUUCGAACGAGAUUCAAGAUUCAACAUUAGGAUACCCGCGUCUCUUCAAUGCCUUGUACAACAAUUAGGCGGUGAAGAGCUAGCGGAUGUUGUUAAACAACCUCGAUUUUCUGAACAGGUCAAGAUGAGGGCCGAAAAAGUGUGCAUUGAAUCACGAACAGCAUACUUAUUUCUUGAAGAGGUAGUUGAAAAAAUCGUAGACUACAUGAACCGUGUACUUAACAAAAAAUGGCUAACAGACGUUGAUGAAAUUGUCAUGAUGGGGGAAUUUUCUCGCUCUACAGUGCUGCAAAGCGCUUUGCGUGACAAUUUCCCGAACAUUAAAAUGUUUGUACCACCAGACGCCGAGUCUGCUGUAUCGCAAGGAGCUAUUCUCGUUGGUAAUCUCAAAGCAUCAGCUCUUGAGCCAGUUGUUCCAGAUGAAAUAGUCCAUGACCCAUAUGCACUGAGCCUGUAUUUUCAAGCCCUUCAAAAUGGAACAGAGAUAGACAACCGCAUUAGACUAAACAUAGUUGGGAAUUUCGCACAGGGUAAAACUACUCUGGCAAGGCGACUCGUUAGCGAUAAUAUUCGAGAUGUACAAAGCACAAACAGUAUUGAAGUUAGCCACUACAAAGCGUCAGUUGAAUGCGACGGAAAAGUUUCGUAUACAAAGAAUGCUGGAGAUUUCUCUUCAGAAUUUGUUCAACGUUUAUUAUCUGUAGUAGAAAGUCAGAAAGGAAGACAUCAGAUUGCAGGAGAUAAAGCACGUAUGUUGAAACAGACGUCUUUACAUAGACAAACCAAAGAUUCAUUAGAUAGAAAAGAAGCACAAACAGACUAUUGUGGACUGAAUAAAGCUGCUGAAAAAACUGAAGAAAAAUCUAUUAGACAGGCCGAUUCUCAUAUUCAAAGAAAGGAAACAUCGCUAUUGCAGGAAAAAAAUAAAUUAAAAACUGUUUUAUCAAAUGAUGAACUGAAACGAUUUAGUACUAAAGUAAAACAAAAUGAAGAUACACACAAUGACUCUAAAGAGCUGGACAUAUGGGAUUUUGGUGGACAGUAUGUUUUCAACGCUACGCAUAAACUUUUUCAAAGUAAAAGGGCCAUAUACAUUUUAGUGUUUAAUUUGUCAACACCGCUGACAGAAAUUGUAUGUGAUGAUGAGUUUCCAGAAGAAACCGGUCGUAGAAAUAUGGAGUAUUUCUUGAAGUUUUGGAUAAAUUCUAUUCAUUGUUUUUCUGGAACAGAGGAUAGCUCCAAACCUAAAGUCAUUUUAGUGGGGACACACAGGGACAAACUUGUUGGAGAUGAGUCACAGAAACAAGAAGCAGCAGACGAAUAUUUCGAAAGGAUAAGGGCUCUUUUUGAUGAUACAGAAUUGAUAAAUCAUAUAUGGCAUAACGAUUUUGCGAUAGAUAACACUAAUCCAAACGAUAUUAGUUUACAUGCUCUUCGUGAAGAAAUCUUCCAAAUGGCCAGUACACAUUUAGAAAAACUUAAUAUUCCGGCAAGCUGGAUCCCGUUAGAAAGAGCUCUGAAAGAAAAUCAACACACUAGAAUUGUCCAGUUUGAUACUGUCAUGGAGAUGGAUGCUAAAAAUCAGUUCCCUCUUUACACAACAGAACAGGUGAAGUUGUUUUUGAAGUACCAUCAUGCAAAUGGUACAUUUGUAUACUUUGAAGACGAUGAGCCGAUCUCAAACUAUGUUAUACUAGAUCCUCAAUAUUUGAUUGAUGCAUUUAAAUGUUUCAUAACUUCAAAGCGAUUUCAUCAAAAGAACCCUGCACUUCGAGCCGCAAUGCGAAAGUUGUCAAGAGAGGCGAGACUUGAGAACUCUGUAAUUGACACCUUUUGGGGCCAGGAAGGAAGCACUUUCCUUGAACACAAAGAUAUUCUUUUAGAGUUUUUAAAGAAGCAUCACAUCAUUGCUGAGGCAUCAGAAUACGACGAGGAGAAAAAGGAAUCAAAAGGAUUAGGUUGGUAUGUAGUUCCUUCUUUAUUGAAGAAUGCUGACACAGAAAAUCAUCUAGAGAAAUUCUUAGCAAAUAGAACACAAACACUGAUUCGGUUUGUUAUUGUUUUCCAAAGUGCAGCAAUUGUUCAUAUGGUAUACGACCGACUGCUUGCGGCUUUGCUAGGAAAGUGGGCCAUAGCUUCAGUGACGUUCAAAGAAAAGAAACUUCUUCUGUUUGAAAAUAUUGGACUUUUUCAGAUUAACUACGAUCAUGUAGGAAUUGCUGAAAUCAGAAGCAAUCAUAUAGAGCUCAGAGUAGUUAACCUCUGCCCGUCCUCAGCUAUUGAUUCUUCAAAAGCAGACAGUUUUCGUAGAUAUUCAGAAUCUGUGAUUCGACAUGAAUUCAGAUCCGUUUGUCGUAUAUCAGAUGUCGAAUUUGUUCCGUAUACGUCGGCAUAUCGAUGUAACCAUAUUAGCCAUGGCCUUGACGGUAGCCUUGAGAUAAAACCAUUGCGUGACUUGGAGGAUGGCAGGACAGUGAUGCCUUGUCCCGAUUCUUGUCCACAUGAAAUAAAUGUUAACAUUGCUAGAUUAGAAUGGUUUCCUGAUGAAAUAGAAGUAACCGCUCUUCCAGACACACAACUGACUGAGAAACAAAUAAGUAGAAUUGCUCAGGCCAUUGGAGAAAACUGGAAAUUACUUGGAAUUGAACUCGGUGUACCUAGCGUCAAGAUGGACCACAUUGCAGAGGAAUGUCAAGGAAGUUCAACGGCAAUUUAUAAAAUGUUGAAAAUCUGGUCCGAUAAAGAAGCAGAAAUGGCAACUCUGCAGAAACUGAUCAAUGUGCUAAAGAAAUGUAAAAAAGUGAAUAUUGACUGGGAUGCAAUCAAGAACAUAAUUGACGAUACUACUAGACAUGUUAGAAUAAUGUAAUUAGCUCGCAGAACAACUACAUUUGCACUAUAUGACAACAAACGGAACGCAAUAAUCAGUUUAGCCUUUAGCCUGCUAGCAAGUGAUUCUGCCUUUACAGCCAGUGCAGACCAAGAUAAGCCUGCACAUCUGUGCAGUCUAAUCAUGGUCUGCACGGUUCGCUAUUAAGUCAGUAAAUUUUCAGUGAACACCCCUUCGAAUAUAAAUUGAUUGUCCAAAUUGAAUGAUGGACCAGUUCAUUAUAGAAAUUAAGCAGGCUAAAGGUUGAAGUUAUAUUAAAUGUGUUGAAUAUUUUAAACUUUGAAAAGCAGUGCAAUUACUACAAAAUCGGCGCUUUUAAGCUGCGUAAACACAUUAAGACAUGUCGUGUCAAUACAUGCGUUAAUAUGUUCUUGUCCUUUUACUUUUAAAUUAAUAUUUUGUAAAGAAACGCAUAAGUUAGACUGUGAGAAAAUAAUAUGCAGGUAUUUCUUCGCAAUCGCGUCUAACAGUUACACAAGUUGAUAGUAACAUUUAGGGAUUAUUGUCUGAUGUAGCUCUCCUUAUUCCUAUUAUUGUUUAUUCAUUUGUAUCUCUGUGCAGUCGUUGUAGUGGAUUAUGUCCUUUAGCUGGGAUAGAAAACAUCUUUUAAUUUAUUCCCUGGCAGUGUUUGCUUGGACAAAUUAAAUAUACACGAAAUUGUAUGCAUAGGGUAAUAUCUUCUAAACACUAUCUCAUAUUGUAAUUUGCCAAGAGAAAUCUUAACAAUUUUCAACUAAAUUGAUUGUUAGUUCUUAUUCAUAUUGAUAAAUAAGUUGCAUCAGGUAUGACAGAAUUAUUAUUCCUGCUAGCGCAAAGAUCAUAUAACCCAGCUUUUGUUAAAUAAAUCUUGAUAGUUAUUUUCUUCUAAAUAAUGGCAGAUAAUUUUGCGUCUUGCUUAUGACCGCUGAUAAAUCCUGUAGUUACCAACUAGAGUUUCAUUCAACGACUCAUAUAAAUAUAUACAUAAUUCACGUCCGAAUAACAUAUUUAUUAAUGCCAUAAAUGAAAGUUUGUCAAUUAAAUUAUUUCCUAAUUUAUAUGUACAUUGCUUUAUUUGUCUUGCUGUUCCAGCCAAACAUUUGCAUUAUUGUUGAUAUGGAAUUGCAUCAUGCUCUUGUCAACGCAGUGUACAAUAGUCAGCCAGAUUUCUGAUUCAUGACUAAAGUGUUAUUGUGACCAAAUAAUACGAUGAUAUCCAAUGAUUCAACUUCCCAUGUAAACGGAACAAACUACGUGUACAUGCACACAUGUAUCUUAUGUAAUAUUUUUGCCUUGCCAAAGCAUCUAUAGGUAAUUUUAUGCACAAAACGUUUUGGUUUUUUUUUCAUUAUAAAUCAUGCUUUUGUUACAAGCUAUUCAAUCAUUCAAUUUGCAGUUAAGGUAGUUCUGCACAUGUGUGCAAAACUUGUCCUUAACAGGAGGAAAUGUGACAGUUUUUUUAGUUGCCGGUGAAAGCAAAAAUUGAGUUCAAGAUACUUUCUUUCAUGUAUAUAGCAGUCACAUUGGCAGAGCACCUUUGUACUUAACAGAAUUGCUUACAGAGUUUCCUAGUAGACAAAGUUUGAGAUCGUCAGAAAAUUAUGAAUAUCGUUAUGUUGUUCCAUAAAACAAGUGCAAAACAUUCAAUGUGAUAGAAGUUUCUAUACUAUUGGUCCAGAACUGUGGAAUGAACUGCCGCUAGAGCUACGCAAAUUUAAAUAGCUUAAAACAUAUAAAAAGACCUUAAGACACUGUAUUUCAGAGAUUUCAUGGCAUUGUUUUUUUUUGAUAACUGCUUUAUAUGCGAUAACAGGUUUUACAUUUUAACAUUUAUAGUUUCAAGGUUUGUUUAAUUAAAUACGCUUGUUGGUACAGACUCUAUGGGCAGGAUAGCGUUUAGUAUUUCUUUUUCUAAAUAGUAUGUGUUGGCACCAUUAACCAGCGGAUUUGACCCUUUAUAUGCAGCCCGUCUAGGCGUAUCAGGUGAGGCUUUAAGCACUGGUAUUUGCAAUAGGGGUAAAAUGACCUCAAGGGGAUAGGUGCGGUCAUGGCUGUUUGUUAAAAUAAAGCUGUUAUUAUUAUUAUUAUUAUUAUUUUUGUCGUUAUUAAUAUUGUUAUUAUUAUUAUUAUUAUUAUUUUGUACAACGCCAUCGAAUAUGUCAUGGUAUAAAAACAGGCGUUUAAUCAAAUUAUUCAGUUUCAGCUUCAGUUUCUGCACAAUAAAGAAUUUUGUUAAUAAAAACACUUUUCUGAGCAUCGUUGUAUCCGACGAAAAUCCAGCCAUUAAAACUGUUAAGGUAGGGUUGUAUGCUUGAUUGUUGCUAGACCGAUUUGAAAAUAUUGGUUCUCCAGAAUAUCACACUUUAAAUGAUAUUUUCGCAUAUAAAAAAUCCACAAUGUAGAUUUUAACAUUUGAUAAUUGUAGAUUUACCUGUUUUCAACAAUAUGGCUUAAUCAAAUGUAAAGGUCCAAGUGUUUAGUUUUUCACUAUUCGCAAAAUAUGCACUGGAGUCCUCAAAUUUCUACUCGCUUCAUUUUAUUGUUUUGAAAUGUUUUUUUUUUUUUAAAUUGACCUUGUGAACGACAGUAGUGCCGACAGUUUAAAUUAAUACUUAAUACACGGGACAUGAUAGUUUUACGGUAACAUUUAUGCUACCCGUAUACCAGUUACCAGGCAUUAUUCUAGGUUUUCCUGGUAGAUGACUUUAAGCCGUCACUUUCGGUUAAUCAAACGUAUAGAGCUACAUUAAAAGAAAGCUAGUGUUUCGAAUAGCAAAAUACAUCAUAUGGAGUAAUGAGCUAAUCAAGGUGUUUGGUCCACAGCUUUGUCAUCCGAUCUAUUUAAUAUGGGAGUGUACCAAGUAGAAUACUUUACUACUUCGGAAACCCUUUAUGAAAAUAUACAGAAGAAUGUUCGUGAAUAUUAGAUUAAAUUAGUAAUGAAUAUACAGACAUAUUCCCCGUUAAACCAAAAACAUAAUGUACGUGAUCAUGCUUGAAUCGUUUUCUAUUUUGAUUUAAUUUAAAUCAUAUAGAUGAUGUCAAAAUAUUCUGGUUAAAUAACAUUAUUACUGAAGCGUAAAGGACAGAUGUCUUUCAACAUCAUUGUCAUCCGUCAAACAUAUGGGGAAAUCCGAGUUUAUUUGAUUUGUUUAAUGUUGCACCAACACAAUUAUAGGUCAAGUGGCAAUUUUCAGCUUUGAUGAUUGGGGAAGACCCCAGGUUCCCCUCCGAUUAUUAUUCUUCUGUAAACCAACUGGAUAUUUCCCUCACAUGAAGAAACUACGCCUCAAGUGAAACUCGAACCCACAUUGGUGAAGGAAAGUGAUUUAAAGUCGGCGACCUAAACCACUCGGCAAAGGAUCUGAGAUGUGAGAAUGCUGAACAUAAAGCACAAAAAAGCCAAAAUCCAUCCCCUGAAGUUACACAUGCCUUGCACAAGUGAAGUGGCAAAAGCAUUUAUUUUUCAUUAGUAGGUCGGUGUAUUAAGAUUUGGGUCGUACCAUUGACUGUUAAAAGGGGUACUUACCAAAAAGAUACUGACUGAAUUGCAAACAAUGCAGAUCAUGAUCAGACUGCGUGGAUGUGCAGGCUGAUCAUAAUCUACACUGGUCGCAAAGGCAGAAUAAAUUGUGUCCGGCAUGAUCAGGGUUAACUGAAAUAAAUGUGGCAAAUAACAUUGCCUAUAUUAUGAUAAAUCAAUAUCAAAAAUGAAAUAUAAAAAAAAUAUUACGCACGAAAAAGGUAACCAUCUUUCUGACGCAUUCCUCAAACUGAAAACGAAAGAAAAUUUCCAAGUAAUGCUUUCUUUUCUGCUCUUUGAUUUCUUUCCCGCUUCUUUUUUUUCUCGUGAAACUUAUUUGUUUCGUUAGUGUUUUAAAUCUGAUGUCAUUAUUAGAGCCAGAUCAGACAUUGAAAAUAAAAAUUUGAAAUUCUGCAAAUCGAAAGCGUAAUAUC